UUAGGUGCAUGAUAAGUUGAUCAAUUACUCAAUAUAAGAUAGAUAUCUAGGUAUUAUCAUUACUGUUUACUUUUCCAUAUGAAAAAUAUACUUUUCUCUUCAACUAACUUCUCUUUUACAGUCUGAGUUUGAUGAAAGAGCAGAAAUAAUUACCCCAUGAAGUUGAUGACCUGUUUAUAGUAAGAAUUUUGACUGUUCGUUUGCACUUUUUCUAAUGAACAGUUUUCUUUAAACAAAAAGCAUAUACCACCCCCUUAACCUGCUGGAUGGAUAAGCUACUUGGGUCACACCAGCCCUUUAACUUGGUCGAAAAAAAAAACCAAAGCUUUUUGAAAACAAGAAACAUAGAAUCACUAUUAUACUAUUGUAUCUGGACACUGAUGCUUGUUUCUCACAUUUACAUGCUGAGAGGAAUGAACAUCUUAUAUAUUCUUUUUGGGGUCUUACUUAUGCUAAUUCCAACUAUUAUGGAUUGAACAGGUUCACCAUGCCAGUGGUUGAGGGAGUUGAGAUUGGAGUCUCAGGGAUUAAAUCCAAUAAGCCUUCUUAUUGACUGUGCCAAAUGUGUUGCAUCUGGAAGCAUCAAGAAUGCAGAUAUUGGCCUUGAGUACAUAUCUCAGAUUUCAUCUCCUGAUGGUAAUGCAGUGCAAAGAAUGGUGAGCUAUUUCAGUGAAGCACUUGGACACAGGAUAAUAAAACAUCUGCCAGGUGUAUACAAAUCUAUCAGCCCCUCAAAAACAUCACUAUCUUCAGACGAUAUCCUUGCUGAGAAAUACUUCUACGAGUUGUGUCCCUUUUUGAAGUUCUCAUACCUGAUCACAAACCAAGCCAUUGUAGAGGCAAUGGAAUGUGAAAUGGUGGUUCACAUCAUUGAUCUCCAUUGUUGUGAGCCAGCUCAAUGGAUAGAUCUUCUACUCACUUUCAAAAACCGUCGGGGAGGUCCACCCCAUCUGAAAAUUACAGGCAUUAAUGAGUCGAAGGAAGUGUUGGAUCAGGUGAACUUUCAUGUGACAUCUGAAGCUGGGAAAUAUGAUUUUCCUUUACAGUUCUACCCAGUUGUUAGCAAACUGGAAGAUGUUGACUUUGAGAAGUUGUCUGUUAAGACUGGAGAUGCUGUUGCAAUAACUUCUGUUCUUCAACUGCAUUUGCUUCUUUCCACUGACGAUGACAUGGCUGGAAGAAUCUCACCAGCAGUGGCAGCCUCCAUGAAUCUGCAGAGAACAGUGCAUAUGGGCCAAAGGACUUUUGCAGAGUGGCUUGAGAGAGAUAUGAUCAAUGCAUAUAUCUUGAGUCCUGAUUCUGCAUUGUCACCUCUUUCCUUUGGUGCCUCGCCUAAGAUGGGGAAUCUUCUGAAGGCCAUGCGAAAGCUCAAUCCAAAACUGGUGGUGGUCACUGAACAGGAAUCAAAUCUGAAUGGAUCAAAUUUGAUGGAGAGAGUUGAUAGAGCAUUGUACUUUUACAGUGCAUUGUUUGACUGCUUGGACUCUACUGUAAUGAGAACAUCAGUUGAGAGACAAAAACUUGAGAGGACUCUUUUUGGAGAGCAGAUAAAAAAUAUCAUUGCUUGUGAGGGAGUUGAGAGAAAGGAAAGACAUGAGAAACUUGAAAAAUGGAUUCGAAGGCUUGAAAUGGCUGGUUUUGUGAAAGUGCCAUUGAGCUACAAUGGGAGGAUUGAAGCAAAGAAUCUGUUGCAGAGAUAUAGUAAUAAAUACAAAUUUAGAGAAGAGAAUGAUUGUUUGUUUGUCUGCUGGAGCGAUAGACCAUUGUUUUCUGUAUCUGCUUGGAGUUUUAGGAGAUGAAUGUUCAUAUAUGUGCUGGAUAUAAAGGAACCCUUGCAUUGCCAUGGAUUUCAAGAGGUUUAAAAUGAAGUAAUCAACAAGACAAGAAGGUGGAUGGGUUUUUAUUUUCAUCUUUCUUUCUUUUUAAAGUUUUUAAUUGUUUCUGUAUAUAAAGGGUUUUAUUGUUUUUGUUCUCUAGAGGAGCUGAUGAUUUGAA
Molecule: messenger RNA, 1995 nt
Organism: Vigna umbellata (rice bean)
Lineage: Eukaryota; Viridiplantae; Streptophyta; Magnoliopsida; Fabales; Fabaceae
Source: RefSeq, a predicted model, not a curated record